This is a messenger RNA of Grammomys surdaster, 3890 nucleotides long. It is a transcript of the gene Prickle1, whose product is annotated as prickle planar cell polarity protein 1. Bases 38 to 2533 code for a protein of 831 amino acids. The record is from RefSeq and is a predicted model, not a curated record. Gene Ontology annotation, molecular function: zinc ion binding. The transcript is spliced from 7 exons. Lineage: Eukaryota; Metazoa; Chordata; Mammalia; Rodentia; Muridae.
GAUGUCCUGUGACUGAGAAGCCAGGGUUUUCAUUAUUAUGCCUUUGGAGAUGGAGCCCAAAAUGAGCAAACUGGCCUUCGGGUGCCAGAGAAGCUCCACGUCAGACGAUGAUUCCGGUUGUGCCCUCGAAGAGUAUGCCUGGGUCCCACCCGGCCUCAGGCCCGAGCAGAUCCAGCUUUACUUCGCAUGCUUGCCAGAGGAAAAGGUUCCUUAUGUUAACAGCCCUGGAGAGAAGCACCGGAUUAAACAGCUUCUGUACCAGUUGCCUCCACACGAUAACGAGGUACGGUACUGCCAGUCUUUAAGCGAAGAAGAGAAAAAGGAGCUGCAAGUGUUCAGUGCUCAGAGGAAGAAAGAGGCUCUUGGAAGAGGAACCAUUAAACUCUUGUCCAGAGCAGUGAUGCAUGCAGUGUGUGAACAGUGCGGGUUGCAGAUGAACGGAGGGGAGGUCGCAGUGUUUGCCUCCCGUGCGGGUCCUGGAGUAUGCUGGCAUCCGUCCUGCUUUGUCUGCUUCACAUGUAAUGAACUACUGGUCGACCUCAUCUAUUUCUAUCAGGAUGGAAAAAUCCACUGUGGCAGGCACCACGCCGAACUGCUCAAACCUCGGUGCUCAGCCUGUGAUGAGAUCAUUUUUGCUGAUGAGUGCACAGAAGCCGAGGGUCGACACUGGCACAUGAAGCAUUUCUGCUGCCUUGAGUGUGAAACUGUCCUGGGAGGGCAGAGAUACAUCAUGAAGGACGGCCGCCCCUUCUGCUGUGGCUGCUUCGAGUCCCUCUAUGCCGAGUACUGCGAAACCUGUGGGGAGCAUAUUGGUGUGGACCAUGCACAGAUGACUUAUGACGGGCAACACUGGCAUGCCACCGAGGCCUGCUUUUCCUGUGCGCAGUGUAAGGCCUCUUUGCUGGGAUGCCCCUUCCUCCCAAAACAAGGUCAAAUUUACUGCUCCAAGACCUGCAGCCUAGGGGAAGACAUCCACGCCUCUGACUCCUCUGACUCUGCCUUCCAGUCGGCCCGAUCGAGAGACUCUCGGAGAAGCGUGAGGAUGGGCAGAAGCAGCCGCUCCGCAGACCAGUGCAGACAGUCUCUUCUCCUGUCCCCCGCCCUGAACUACAAGUUCCCAGGUCUUUCUGGCAACGCUGAUGACACCCUUUCUCGGAAGCUGGAUGAUGUGAGUCUUUCCAGGCAGGGAGCAGGUUUUGCUAACGAGGAAUUCUGGAAAGCCAGAGUAGAUCAGGAAGCCUCCGAGGACCCCGAAGAAUGGGCUGAGCAUGAAGAUUACAUGACACAGCUUCUCCUCAAGUUCGGCGAUAAGAAUCUCUUCCAGCAGCAGCCCAGUGAGAUGGAUAUGAGAACCAGCGAGCACUGGAUACCUGACAACAUGGUUACAAAUAAGCCUGAGGUAAAGCCGAAUCACCAGAGCCUCGCAAGUAAAAAGUAUCAGUCUGAUAUGUAUUGGGCCCAGUCCCAAGACGGGCUGGGUGACUCUGCCUACGGCAGCCAUCCAGGCCCUGCCAGCAGCCGAAGGCUACAAGAGUUAGAUCUGGACCAUGGUGCUGUAGGGUAUAAUCACGACCAAACCCAGUGGUAUGAAGACUCCCUGGAGUGUCUAUCUGACUUGAAACCAGAGCAGAGUGUCCGGGAUUCGAUGGAUUCUUUGGCAUUGUCCAACAUCACUGGGGCAUCAGUGGAUGGAGAAAGCAAGCCAAGACCGUCAUUAUACUCUCUCCAAAACUUUGAGGAGAUAGAGGCGGAGGAUUGUGAGAAAAUGAGCAAUAUGGGAACUCUGAAUUCUUCCAUGCUGCACAGGAGUGCAGAGUCCUUAAAAAGUCUGAAUUCAGAGCUGUGCCCAGAAAAAAUUAUACCCGAGGAAAAACCAGUACACCUGCCGGUACUCAGAAGAUCCAAGUCUCAGUCCCGACCACAGCAGGUCAAGUUUUCAGAUGACGUCAUUGACAACGGAAGCUAUGACAUUGAAAUCCGGCAGCCUCCAAUGAGCGAACGGACUCGAAGACGAGUGUAUCACUUUGAAGAGAGGGGAUCCAGGCCUCACCACCAUCGCCACCGGAGAAGUAGAAAGUCACGGUCCGACAAUGCCCUGAACCUGGUCACAGAAAGGAAGUACUCCGCCAAGGACAGACUUCGGCUCUACACCCCUGAUAACUAUGAGAAAUUCAUACAGAAUAAAGGCGCCCGGGAGCUCCAAGCAUACAUGCAGAAUGCCAACCUCUACGGCCAGUAUGCUCACGCCACGUCUGAUUAUGCCCUGCAGAACCCAGGAAUGAACCGGUUUCUGGGGCUCUACGGGGACGACGAUGAUUCCUGGUGUUCAUCCUCUACUUCUUCCUCCGACUCGGAAGAAGAAGGGUAUUUCCUUGGACAGCCUAUCCCUCAGCCUCGGCCACAGAGAUUCACUUACUAUACGGAUGACCUUUCUAGUCCAGCGUCUGCACUGCCCACCCCACAGUUUAAUCAGAGGACAACUAAAUCCAAGAAGAAAAAGGGACACAAGGGCAAAAACUGUAUCAUUUCUUAACCAAGUAGACAUGGAGAUUCUUCGUUUAAAACUUAGUCAUUUAGCCUGGACUUUGACCUUUUAUUCAUCCUAGGAAAGUCGCUAAAAUAGUAUAAAGUGCUUUCUUUGGCCCAUGUAAAUGAGAGCCCCACUGUGUUUACAGUCAGGUUAACACACAAAAGGGGUGGUUUCUCCAGUCUCGGUGCCACAGUAACAGUCUUGUGCCCGAGAACACUCCAGAAACUGCUGGCAGGUGAUUGGACAGAGCGCGUUAGAAGAUGGAUAGCCACCUUUGUAAGCAAUAGUGCUUGUCGUUAAUUCAGUCAGGUUGGCUCAGGUCCUGACUGGUGUCUUGUGAGGCAUGCAUGUCACCAUGACGACCUAGCUAACACUGUGUGCUCCAUUGUUGUAAGGCGAACCUGUUCUCCUUCAGCCCUUAUUAGCCAGGUAAACAUAUUGUAUUACUCCCAGCUACAGAUCGAAAGGACUUGCUAUUUAUAUGUAGUAUUUCAUAGACCUAAGUGUAUUCCUAAUUUAACGGUGCAAAUAUUAAUGUAUAUACUGUACAGUUCAGAUUUUAAAGCUGAUAUUUUUAUAUCCCUGAAUUGCAAGAUGUUUGUUACACUGCCGUGCUAGAUUUGUUUAGGAAAUCAGAAACAGCAUCUAGGGAUGAAAUGACUGCCUGUAUUUUAGUCAGGGCUUAUAAGUUUAGACAGUCAAUUUAUAUUGCUUAUUGAUGGAAAGUUGGUUUUUUUUCCCCCUUCAAUAUUAAAAAAGGCUCUGUAUGCAUGGUGGGGCUAUGUACAUACUUGGUACCAGGCCCUGUUAAUCUCACAAGUGUUAUUUAUGGGUCAAGCUUUGUAAACUGUAUAAAUGUAAAAAAAAAAUAACAAAAAACAAAAAACAAAAAAACAAAAAAACAAAACAAAACAAACCCCACACAUACCUCUGGAGUAUAUGGUGAAACCAAGGAGAAGCUAUCUGGGCAUUCUUCCCUGGGCAGGGGGGAGUGUCUCAGCAGGUGAUAACGCCCACACUAAGAGCUUUCUGUGGCCGUCUGUGUAGACUUACUAUGUACAGAGAGGUUAUUUCUUCUGCCCUUUUCCUUCCAACUUGUUGUUGGCCUUUAAAAGCAAUUUUGAAAACUGGGUUCCCAGUUGCAGUUUUCUUUUAAGGUUUUUCAGGAAGAAUGAACCACAGCACCCCCGAGUUCCUGAGGCUCUGGUUCAGUGGAGAGUCAUGUUGGAUUUGAACUAACGAGCGGGUAGUUUGGUCUGUGCUGUCCUUGCAUUUACAUCUUGAUCCUAACUAAAGGUCCUGGUGUCAUCCUGGGCCUUUCAGGGAGGUGUUUAAUAAAGGCUUAAUAAAUGAUAAACUA